CGGCUGCGGUGAUGGUAAUGCUCACCACUACCACUACUACUCCCACCACCACCACCACCUCUCAGCAUUGACUGCAUACCGAGCAAACAGCCGUCGGAUUGGUCAGGAUUCCUGCUUCAGGACCAACAAUAGAGUACAUUGGCUGUUUGUCUGCUUUGCAUAUCUUCAUGGGUCCUUGAGCGAUCACCGCUUCGAAAAUGUCACAAUCACUGCGACCAUACCUCCAAUGUGUUCGAUCAUCCUUGACCGCCGCCCUUGCCCUUUCCAACUUUGCCUCACAGGCGUCAGAGAGACACAAUGUUCCAGAAAUCGAAGCGGGCACUUCUCCAGAACUACUCCUCAAUCCGCUGACCGUGGCCCGGAAUGAGAACGAGAAGGUCUAUAUCGAACCGAGUGUCAACAGUGUGCGGGUCAGCAUAAGGAUAAAGCAGGCCGAUGAAAUUGAAAACAUCUUGGUCCACAAGUUCACCCGCUUCCUGACACAGAGAGCCGAAUCAUUCUUCAUCCUACGAAGGAAACCUGUCAAAGGCUACGAUAUCUCGUUCUUGAUUACCAACACCCAUACUGAGGAAAUGCUGAAGCACAAGCUGGUGGAUUUCAUCAUUCAAUUCAUGGAGGAAGUCGAUAAGGAAAUCUCGGAAAUGAAGCUAUUUUUGAAUGCUAGAGCUAGAUUUGUGGCCGAGUCAUUCCUGACUCCUUUCGACUAGACUAGCCUAGCUCGUUAGGCCAAAAUGAUGUGUUUCAUGACCUACAUUCCUCCAUGAAGCCCUUUUAUCAACCAUGGAUGUGAUUCCCCUUGCUGUGAUGGGCAGUUAGAUUGUGACUAUUGCUGUACUCCCACAUGUGAGCCCCUGAAGUCAUGUGAUCUGAUAUUGACUUGGAUGUUCUCCUGAGGAGCCAGUGUGUGAUAUUUCUGAUGAUACUGAGAUGAUACUGAGAUGUACUAAACAGCCCCAAUAUUGGACGGCCUCUUGUUCAUUGACGGGACCACAUUCACAGGAAUUGACCAAUCUCUCGAACGGGGCGCCUUUACAACCAGACCCGCUUCCAUUGACGAGGCUCUGGUGUCAUACAUUUCGAUUCUAUUCAUGAUAGUAUUAUCCUUCAGC
Molecule: messenger RNA, 1109 nt
Organism: Exophiala mesophila
Lineage: Eukaryota; Fungi; Ascomycota; Eurotiomycetes; Chaetothyriales; Herpotrichiellaceae
Exons: 5
Coding region: 198-707 (169 amino acids)
Biological process (GO): actin filament polymerization; Arp2/3 complex-mediated actin nucleation
Cellular component (GO): Arp2/3 protein complex; actin cytoskeleton
Molecular function (GO): actin filament binding
Source: RefSeq, a predicted model, not a curated record